AUGUAUGAUACGUGAUGCGUGAUGCGUGAUAUAUUCCGACCAUUCCGACUAUUGUCGUCGUAGUAGACCAAAUUAGUGUACUCGCGAAAACGUCUUUUAAAUUAGCAUUUGGUUUAUUUAUUAUUGAAAGACAUCAAAUCUUCUCGAGGAAGAUGUUGCAGCUUCAAUGAACUGUCGUAAGACGGGUUGAUAAGGUUCGGCGACAUGUCACAUCACGAGGAUAUCAUUUUGGAAGAUGAGAGGAACGCAAGUGCGAUACUCGAGUCAGAAAUUCGGCAUAGAAUCCCAUGGAGCGAGCGUGUGUUAUUAAACAGCGAGAUACCUGGUCUGAAAGAAGUUAAAGAAUUGUUGGAAGACGACGAUGCGAGCUGCCUCGGGGAGGAAGAGGACGGAGUCGGUUGUCCUUUGCCAUCGACUCCCGAAGAUGAUCAUCUUUUGGACUGUGAGAUGACAGAAGUGCUAAAGGCAGGUGUGUUGAGCGACGAAAUAGAUCUCGGUGCAUUGGCGCAUAAUGCCGCGGAGCAAGCAGAGGAAUUUGUUCGCAAGGUAUGGGAAGCAUCUUGGAAGCAGUGUCAUUUCAGGAAUCUUCCAAAGUGGUUACAAGACAAUGAUUUCUUACACGCUGGCCACAGACCACCUUUACCAUCCUUCUAUGCCUGUUUCAAAAGUAUAUUUCGGAUUCAUACAGAAACGGGGAACAUUUGGACACAUUUACUUGGAUGUGUGGCAUUCAUUGGCAUAGCUAUAUUUUUCAUAACUCAACCUCCCGUAGAGAUACAAUUGGAAGAAAAAUUGGUGUUUGGUACCUUCUUCGCGGGUGCUAUUAUAUGCCUAGGAAUGUCGUUUGCCUUUCACACUGUACACUGCCACAGUGAAUGUGUCGGAAAGUUGUUCUCAAAAUUAGAUUACUGCGGGAUAGCUAUGCUGAUCAUGGGUAGUUUUGUACCAUGGCUCUACUAUGGUUUCUACUGUGAUUAUCAACCUAAACUUAUUUAUCUGUCGGUGGUCGUGAUACUCGGCGUAACGAGUAUCGUCGUAUCGCUGUGGGAACGAUUCGGUGAGCCGAGUUACAGGCCUCUGAGAGCAGGUGUCUUUAUGGGUUUCGGACUCAGUGGAGUAAUACCAGCCGUUCAUUAUGCCAUUGCCGAAGGCUGGUUCAAAGCAAUUAGUCAAGCGUCGCUUGGCUGGUUAAUACUGAUGGGAUGUUUGUAUAUAUUGGGUGCAUUGUUUUAUGCGUUAAGGGUACCUGAACGAUUUUUCCCCGGCAAGUUCGACAUUUGGUUUCAGAGCCACCAAAUCUUCCAUGUACUGGUGAUUGCGGCCGCGUUUGUUCAUUACCACGGGAUAACGGAGAUGGCCAUGUACAGAAUGACAAUAGGCGAUUGUGCGAAUCCGAAGCAGGUGAUGGCUUUUUAACCGCUGUGCACCGAGGCGUAUAAUAUCAUGUUGCUGUUAAAUUUCACCUUCUGUACCGAGACUUGAGAAAGAUUCCUAAAUCUCUGUGCGUCAGUAGAUUUGUACUAGAACGGUAAAACUGCUGGAAAUUAUCGUAACACGAUUUUACUCUCAAUUCUUUACUUCACGAUUGAAAAGUGCAACUUUCGAGACGAUUUAUAAAGUUCACAAUAUGAAGUACAACAUGUGAUGACAAGGAUUACUACUAAUAAUAAAUUUACAGGAUUUCAUUGAAUAAAAAUCUUUUAUACUUUUUCGUAAUGAUCCGAAUUUGUGAAAGUUCGUGUCGAUCUUUGUAUCGAACAUUAUAAGCCGAUCGCUUGCUGAACGUUUUAUGAAACAUUUUCCGUACUGCAUAAACUAACGGGUACAAUGUAAUUAUUUACACUUGUUGUUGUUGUUGUUUCUUUGUUUUGUCUGAAUAAUUUAUUGAAAUGAUGCGAUUUAUUUAUUAUAGUAUACUCGAAGCGUCGUCGACAAUCACGUCGACUGACGCGCGCGCGCGCGCGCCGUAUAAAAUAUCGAAACAGAAUGGUACAGAGAGAUACGUGGCAACAAACAGAACUUGCGUGUAAAGAAGAUUUGCGUAAUUGAUUGCGAAUCAUAUGAUAGCACUAUGAAAGUGUAUUUUGAACACACUGUUGAAGCAAUGGAAAAACUGUUUGUAUUGCAAUGAUUACGUGUAAACUAGACAAAAAUUCGAUUUGCUUCGGGAUUCGUCCACGACAGGAGCGAGUAAAGCACUGAUUCUUCUUCUUCUUCAGUGUUUGCUCGCGCUACAAAUUUAUUACGAGAUCAUUCAUACGUUCAAACUUUAUAGUUCUUAUGUCGAUUUCCAUUUCACAGUAUUAAUAAACUAAUUUCUACCAUCAUUGUUCCUGGUUCACGGUAUUCGUGACUGUCGCUCUUACUCUUCUUAAACGUAAUCACCUACCGUUACAUGCAACACGUUUCAUUACAAACUCUGUUGGUUUCCCAGUAUAAAGAAUGUUGAAUGCUUCUGUUAUUAAUAUAUUUAUACAUAUGAAAGAGAUAUUGUUGAAUUUUUUACACGAGUAAUUGGUAAAUUAAUAAAGAAGGAAAUGAUGAAUUUCACAUGUAAAACAACACGAUUAUCCUACUUGUGUAAUUUUCCAGAAAUAUAUUUUUCUAAACAAA
Ceratina calcarata is the source of this 2613-nucleotide messenger RNA. RefSeq names its product adiponectin receptor (gene AdipoR). Gene Ontology annotation, molecular function: signaling receptor activity. NCBI's taxonomy places the organism in Eukaryota, Metazoa, Arthropoda, Insecta, Hymenoptera, Apidae. Gene Ontology annotation, biological process: adiponectin-activated signaling pathway. The transcript is spliced from 7 exons. The coding region runs from base 205 to 1416 and encodes 403 amino acids. Gene Ontology annotation, cellular component: plasma membrane. The record is from RefSeq and is a predicted model, not a curated record.